This is a messenger RNA of Scedosporium apiospermum, 2247 nucleotides long. RefSeq lists its product as uncharacterized. Bases 1 to 2247 code for a protein of 748 amino acids. Lineage: Eukaryota; Fungi; Ascomycota; Sordariomycetes; Microascales; Microascaceae. The record is from RefSeq and is a predicted model, not a curated record. The transcript is spliced from 6 exons.
AUGAACUUCUUCAAUAUUCCCGAAUACCCCUUUCCCCCUUUUGUCGAAGGUGAUGAACACCUCAAUCAUACCGAAGCGCCGCCGCCACAUACUGGACCCUCCCCCAGUGCGGACUUCGAUCCGAUGACACUCGACUUGUCCGAGGUUGCGUUUCUGCAAGAGGCUGAUUCAGCUGUGGUUCAAGAUUUCAUGGACCUCGACAGUAAUUCGAAUAUCCCGACCUUGGAAGAUCCCUUUAUAGAAUCGAAUACUGAAGCUCCGAUGAACUACUUGGGCCCGCAAGCAAUGCAUCCACUUCCCUUUUCGUCAUUCCCCUUCCCGGAGGCUGGAGGAAGUUGGCUGGGAAGCAUGAACGCACUCGAUGUGGGGAUGUUGGCCGCUGAGCCGAUGGAUAUUGGCGAGGCUGAUCUUACCUUCAUGCCUUUACCUCCUACGUACAGUGAUAUCGCUGGACACGCGUUUCAGCCACCUGUGGACAGUUUUGAUCCGACAUUGGUUCUCAACACAGGGCCUCAAGAACCGGUGGUGGCCCAACAUCUUGAGAUCGUUGAAUGCGGAUCCGUCUUUAGCGACAUUGCCCAAAGCCAGUCCGGGAUUCUUGUAAAUGGCUGGAAGGCUGAGAUCACAGCUCCUGAUUCCGCCAAAGCUGACUUUAUUGAUCGACUGAAGCGUGUUCGCAUGGCGCUUUGGAUCUAUAUUUCCAUUUCGAUUGACAAACUUCCGGCCUGGACGAACUUCUGGCAGUCCUCUCUACCCAAAGAGCUCAACGCUUUGCAUUUGACGACUCUUUUUCAAGAUAGCCUGACAGAGUUUGACACCGAGGUGAAUAAUAUCGGAGAAACGGCUGCCAACCGCUUGAUAGAAUGUGGCGCGUCUCUCUCUCUCGCCGCGGCUCUGGGCGAACGCCCACGGCAGCAUAUUGAUACCGUAUCUCGAGAUAUUCCGGAGACGAUGGAAAGCGAUAAUAUUGCCAAGGCGGUCCGGGAAAUUGCUCAUAUGGCUACUUUCUAUCCAAAACAGCUAUCCGAUCUUGGAAUGAGGUGCGAGGGAGUGUUGUCGGGCGGUGUCAUUACCGCGAAAACAGAGAAACAACAACGGAUAGCCGCUCUCCGCGUGUUCGGAUUUACCGCAUUCUACGCAUUCAGGCACGUAGAGCAUUCAACCGUCCUAAUAACCAGGACUCUUCUAUCCCUCCUUUUGAUGGUCCGCACACGAUAUCGUGACAUAGGCGAGUAUCAAACAUCAAGAACAGCCGGUAGCGAGGAGCUCCUCACCAACGACACUUCGCAGAUCGGUGCAGCUCUAAAUACGAAGGACGACUUGAUACCCCUUAUCUUGGAUGUGAUAGCCAAAUGUCCAACCACGUCCGACAAUAUCCAGCUGGACGGCACUGCCAAGGAGCGCCUGCUGGAGCUACGUAUCUCAAAGCCCCGAUCUGGGAAGCGCUGGAUGGAAUUGAAGAGCACGCUUGGAGAGGGAAUUUUAUUGGCAGGGAGCCCCUUGGCGUGGGGCGCACUUCCAAUUUCGAGGUCCCCAUUUCUCCAAUUUGACAUCCUUCCAGCCGUUGAACACGGGACCGAUGAUGAGUUUUCUCAGUUGAAGGACCUCCUCCUAUCAACUAAAUUCUCAUGGCUGAAGACAAUGUGCUCAAGGUUCGGCGGACUCGUUCUCCGCUUCAAGACCCUUGAUCCCAAUCUGGGAUUGGCUGAGUGGCAAGCCCUCCAGGGAGAAGUGUCUGAGACAGUCGAAAGAGCUUUUGGGGGCCUAUCUCUGCUUCGUGAAGCAGCAGCUGAGUCGUCGGCGAGAAGGGGCCAUGCUGGCCAAGCUCUUCCCAUGCUCCUCGAUUAUUUGCCUCAACCAGAGGAACUAAGCGAGCAGGCUAGGAGGAUGCGGGAUAUGCUUGUGACGAGCAUUCGAGACGCCAUACUACAACUUGGUGAGGAGGACGAGAUGGGGGACUGGGAUGCCGAGCUAGGGCUCAUGAAGGAGGCGUUGGACAAGGCCUCAGACAAAUUCCUAGAAGCCUAUCGCUCGUCUCUAAAUGAGGGAAAAGUUAGCGAGGAGUGCGCAGUUAACAUCACGAGGGUACGGCUUCGCCGAGCUACGGACAUGUUCUGCGAGAUAGUUUUAGACAUCUGGAAAUCAGCUUUUCUAUCAUCGAGCGCCGAGAAGGAAGGCGGAUUUUGCGCACAGGCGGAAAGGAUAAAAUCGGAUUUGGUCCCGGCUUUUACUAAAAUCUUUUUCUAA